Messenger RNA from Aplysia californica (California sea hare), 1796 nucleotides. RefSeq lists its product as uncharacterized. The transcript has 3 exons. Gene Ontology annotation, cellular component: mitochondrial matrix. Gene Ontology annotation, molecular function: double-stranded DNA binding. The record is from RefSeq and is a predicted model, not a curated record. Lineage: Eukaryota; Metazoa; Mollusca; Gastropoda; Aplysiida; Aplysiidae. Gene Ontology annotation, biological process: termination of mitochondrial transcription; regulation of DNA-templated transcription. The coding region runs from base 362 to 1642 and encodes 426 amino acids.
UGGACCUACUGAUGCAAAGACAGUACACUGUUUCGAUAAACACAUGCAAAAAAGACUAGAGAUCUAGAUUUAGAAUAUAGAUUGAAGAUUGUAGAUGCCUACACUGUACCCUGAAACUGAAAGUGUACACAUAUGCUUCGUUAUGAUUUCUACUACAGUACAAUAGACCCUAGAUCUAACUAGAUCUAGACUGACCUGGUCUACUAGUGGUAGGCCUAGAUCUAGAUCUACCUCGACCUCGAGUUCAGUGCGCUCUCCUCUCACUCGCUUCAAAUCAAUUCUCAGACUCCGUGGUCAUAGUCAUGGUCAGCCUGCUUGGACUAGGCUAGAGCGAAGAAGAUAGAGAUUUAAGGGUGCCACCAUGCUGCCCGUCCGUCAUUUGACAUGGUGCAUGCGGAAACACAUCCGUCUGCUGGGUGUCAACCGACAAAACAUUGCCUUGACCAAGGACUUGCCAGUCUUUUCCAGUUUCAAGUCAUGUUUUCUGCCACCGACUUCAGAUUUUUCCACCAACCAUUCAUCUUGUGAGGAACAUGCAGACGUGGCCAGAGAUGCAGUCGACAGCUCUUUGCCACAAAAGCUGUGGAAGCGGAUGAGGAAAGGUGAUCCCGCUCUGAAGGAACUUAUCCAGUUUCCCAACACCCAAAGCAAGAUCAGCCAGUUGGCAGAUAUCCUGGAUUGUGAUGAGUCCUUGGCAACAGAGUUGGUGAAGCGCAAUAGCCCAUUACUGGUGUGCAGUGAGGUUGUUUUCCAAAAGAUUAAAUUGAUCAAAAGUUAUGGAUUCUCUGCAGCUGACAUUAUUUCCAAUCCUUCAGUUCUUCAUCGCACUUAUGAGGUUCUUGAUAGCAGAUUUCAGAGAUUAAAAGAAAUUGGGCUGUUAAAUUCGGUGAGCCUGCGUGCUCUGAAAGAACCGGACAGCAUAUUUGAGGCAUAUUUUGAAAGGCGGGCCGAAGCAUCAAAACUUCUUGAAGGUUUUGCGUCUCCCACUGAUUUCCUUUCGGAGCAAUUGAACUGUGACCUUACAACUAUGGAAGAACUGAUGAGAACAAACAAGUUUUUGUGUUCCAUUUCUCUGGUGCUUGUGAAAAACAAAAUGGAUGUGAUCCGACGUUGUGGUCUCAGUCCUGAUGUUGUGAGGGACAAUCUGGGCAUCUUGCAGCACACAUCAGUGCCUGAACUCGAGAGACGUCUACAACUUCUUCAAGGCAAAAACUUUCAAUCUUCGGAGAGGAAUCCGGGGAUAAAUCAUCUGCUCACUUGCAGUAUUGGGGACUUUUCGCGUGCGUAUAAACUUCUUUCUGAACGCCAGGAUGCUCUUGAAGGGUGUCGGGAUAAAGCACACUAUCUCCAGCUUCGACUUGGAUGUUCAGAAUUGGAGGCUGGCCGGAUGAAAAGCUCCAGCCUCCUCAACAGAAUGUCGGAGAUGAAGCUGCGGAAAAUGCUGGACUUCUUCCUGAAUGAAGUGCAAGUGCCAUCAGAGUUUGUAGUACAGCACAAACGGCUUAUGACUUAUUCCGAGUCCCGCCUUCGCCAUCGAUGGCAGGUGCUUCGUGAUGCAGGAGAGGCGGAUGUAAGCUCUUUAGCUGGGAAGCUUGAUCUGCCUGAAAGCCAGUUUGAGAAGCUUUAUGGUGGUGAUUCGUAGCUAGGCUCUACUGUGGAAAAUUGCCGAAAAACUUGAGUCCCAGUGUCUGCCUGAUCGCCACCUUAGAAUUACUAAAUUUUAUCUGAAAUUUUUGGCUGUUUAGACUUACUAAAACCAUGAGGUCAAAAACCAAAUGCUCUAUAAAAAUCAUAAG